This is a messenger RNA of Aspergillus alliaceus, 2907 nucleotides long. RefSeq lists its product as uncharacterized. The record is from RefSeq and is a predicted model, not a curated record. The transcript is spliced from 5 exons. Gene Ontology annotation, molecular function: protein binding; ADP binding. Lineage: Eukaryota; Fungi; Ascomycota; Eurotiomycetes; Eurotiales; Aspergillaceae. The coding region runs from base 1 to 2907 and encodes 968 amino acids.
AUGAGAACAACUGCGCCUCCAGACUCACGCCCUCAACUCUGGAAUCUCGUGCGACAAAGAUUCAAAGAGAACUUGCAUGAUGCUAAUGACCUCGAGCUCUGUAUGGAGACAUUCUCCCACGAUAUCCUACUGUCACAACUCAGGAGCGUGGCGAAGGCUCACCGAAAUGAAAACUUUCUGCUGACGAGCCUGUCCCGAAUCCGCCCAAGCCUGGCAUACUUGAAUGACUUUAUGACGGUGUUGGUCUUAUCAUUUGCUCUAGAUGUCAAGACUGGUGCCUUACUAUGGGGCGGAAUGUGUCUUCUACUAUCAGAGAUCAUUCUGCAGUUAUUGGCGCCAUUAGAAGAAAUAUUCAGCGAGGUCCAGAAUAUGCUGGAAGAGUUGAUCGCGACGCUGCCCGGAAUCCAUCCUUUUGAAGAUAAUAUAACCCUAGAUGAAAGGUUGGAGACUGCAAUGGUCGACUUGUAUACUGAAUUGGCGUUAUUCUGUGCGCGGGCUAUCAGUUUCAUUCGUGUUCGGCGUCAGCAUUUGCUUCCUAUUCGGCAGUCAUGGCCGCAGUUCAGUCGUGAAUUCCAGCAAGGCCUCAAGCGUGUUCAGAUGUUAUCUCAACAAGUGGAACGAGAGACUCAGCGCGCAGCCACCACGGCGGUCCUCAAAUGGAACAACGAGAUGAUCACUUUAUUUCAGUCUCUCAAUACUGGCCAUAACCACAAUGGCUUAGUGAUCCCUUGCUUUCACGUUCCAUCAACGCUGAAUGACCGCUUCUACAUCCGCGAGGAAUUGUUGGGACAGAUAGCUGACAUACUGAGCCCUAAAGCUGGUCACUCAGGUCCACGCACCUUAGCACUGUAUGGGAUCGGUGGUGCAGGGAAGACACAGGUAGCUUUGCAAUACGCCUAUCGCUCACGGGACCAAUUCGAUGCCGUCCUUUGGGUCUCGGCUGAUAGUACGGUCAAAAUGGCACAGGACUACAUGGCUGUUGCCCGGCACCUCGGGGUCAUUCCCGCCAUGCAAGAGACCCAGGAUGCAUUUGGCGCGAUGGGUAAGGUGAAAUCCUGGCUCGCCGACACAACAUGCUCCUGGCUUCUCAUAUUCGACAACGCUGACAAUCUGGAGGUUCUGGACUAUGGAUGGCCAAGUGGCGUGGCAGGUUCUAUUUUGAUUACCACCCGUGAUUCCAAUGCUAGUCUACACCCCGCCUCACAAGGUCUCCAAGUGGACGUUUUUAACACCACGGUUGGUACUCAAGCUUUGGCGCGCCUUCUUGGGCCGGGAUACGGCAAGCCGGAUAAUGAACCACUGAUUGAGAAGCUCAAUAAUCUAUUAGGAGGCUUACCUCUUGCCCUAAACCAAAUCAGCAGCUACAUCCGUCAACAGAAACUGGGUCUAAAAGACUUCCUUGUUCUAUAUCGUAAAAAUCAGGAAAGGUUUCACAAGAGGCGACCGGCAGCAUUUGACUACCAGCAUACAAUUGGCACGGUCUGGGAGCUCGCGUUGGGAAAGCUUACCGGUGACGCGGCCGUGCUGCAACGACUGAUUGCUUUUCUUGAUCCCGAAGCUAUCGAUGAGACUACCUUAUGCAACGCAGCCUCUUCUCUUGCUGACCACACCUCACCAUAUGACCUCAAUAUAAGGUUUCUAACGGACCCAAUUGACUUCGAGGACGCGAAAAUAGACCUCCUUCGAGCAGCACUUAUAGACCGUGACCCACACGCAAACAGUCUUUCAACCCACCGCCUGGUCCAGCAGGCGACGCUUUCAGGAUUAUCACUAGCGGAUAGAGCUCGAUACUUUGAUAUGUGUUCCCAGCUCUUAUGUCAGGCCUUCCCAAGUUCAUGGACUGACCAGGGGUACGUUUGGAUAUAUCAUGCAUGGGAGGCCUGUGAGAAAUGUCUGCGCCAUGUGAUGUUCCUGGCGGAGAGGUUCAAACAGGUUGAAGGUGGCCUAAAAAAUCUAGACACAUUCAUCGAGCUUCUGCUUCGAUGCUCAUGGUAUUUAUACGAGGCUGAAUACUAUGUGGAAAGCCAAGGGCUUCUGGAGGUCUGUCUGCAAGCCUUAGAACGAAACGGCGAUACGAAGUCUAUGAACUACGCACAGGCCCUCAACGUAAUGGGCCUUGUCCAGGUCGACCUCCGAGAAAACAGCAAAGCACUAGUCAACCUGCAGAAAGCACUAGAGAUUCGCGAAGCCAUUUUACCACCAACCGACUGGGGAAUAGGAGUCAGCAUCAGCAAUGUAGGAUUCGCCUACACCGAGCUCGGCGACCUGAUACAAGCAAUGAGGUACCUCCAGCGAUCCCUAGAUUUCCGCAAGGCAAUCAACUGCCGAAUGCUCGACAACUCCUACGCCAAUAUCGCCAGCUGCUUGUUGCGAAUGGGAAGACCAGACGAAGCUGAAGCCAUGUAUACUGCCGUUCCGGCUGUCCGAGAUCUAACGGACGAGCAACUUCUUCGAGAGAAUCUACCCCGAUAUGCAAGUGGCAUGCAGCUCUUGAGCAUGGUGCGACAGGCCCAGGGCCGACUGGGCGAAGCGUUGGACUUCGCUUCCAAGGUGCUUCAGUUCCGACGACAGAAGUUCGGAUCUCGGUUCAAGACUUGUGAUUCUCUGUGUCAUGUUGCUAGACUUAUGAUGCUGACGGGGAAAUCUAUGCCUGCUCUCCAGCUUCUUGAUGAAUGUAUCGCAGUUGCUAGCAGCUUACCGAAGGCUGAGGGUUACUUAGCUUUAGCAUACUACCGGAAAUUUAAGAUAUAUAGAGGUGAAGGCCAUACGUAUGCGGCAGAUUGCUUGAAAGAUGCCGUUCGAGCAAAACAAAUUGCUGCGUCUCGUCUUGGGGGUGACUAUGACCCUACACUUGCCGAUGAUGAUGAAGGGGCAUAUACACAGUUAGUAGCGUGGUUGCUUUGGUGA